This is a messenger RNA of Rhododendron vialii, 1381 nucleotides long. RefSeq lists its product as uncharacterized. The record is from RefSeq and is a predicted model, not a curated record. Lineage: Eukaryota; Viridiplantae; Streptophyta; Magnoliopsida; Ericales; Ericaceae. The coding region runs from base 1 to 1170 and encodes 389 amino acids. The transcript is spliced from 2 exons.
AUGAUUUUCUCUGUCUUUGUUUUUUUUAUUUGUUCAUAUAAAGCAUGCUAUCCUCUAUUUUGUGAUUACAGGAACAACGAAACAGAGAAUGAAAGUCGUGAUCUUGGCCUUAAUCCGAUCAAACUUUCUUCUAGCAAUUCGGGGACAGCAACCUCGGACGCUGAUUUUUGCGGUUUCAGGGUUAUCUGCUUGCCGGUGCCUGAUGAUUCAGCUGAUAUUAUCACCCAUUUUAUCAAGAACACCGCAAUAAUACAAGGGAAGCACGAGGGAGCGGCAGAGAUCAAGCAUGGUAGUCACCGUCACCCAUUAACUCUUUAUGAAGGGCCAAUCGACCAUGCAUCGUCCCACUUUAAUGUGGCAUGGAAUGUUCAAAAAUGUCAUGGGUGUGCACAAAGCAUCUCUGCUCCAUUUUACUAUUGUGUUGAAUGCGAGUUUUACCUACAUGUGUGGUGUGCGGAGCUACCCGAGGAGCUACGACACCCAGCUCACCCACAACAUAAUCUUUUCUUGAGCAAGGGCAGUUGUGUUAUCAAAUGCAAGUGCUGCAACUUAUUUGGCUCUACCCUUUUUUACGAAUGCGAAAAAUGUUAUUUCUACCUCGACUGCAAGUGUGCGUCCCUACCUCGAGUUAUCAAACAUGAAAGUCACGACAAGCACACUCUUGCCCUCAGGCCAACACCCUUCUCUGGCACUUGCAUAUCAUGCAGUGCCAGUUUGAGAAUAUCAUUUGAAUGUUGGGGCUGCAAAUUCAAUCUAUGCGUACGGUGCGCUAUUUUACCACGCACUGUUCGGCAUAGAUAUGACAAACACCCGUUCACCUUAACCUAUUCUCCUCUUCCGUACCGGACAGACGACGAUUUUUGCGAAAUUUGCGAGGAAGGGAUCGACUCCAACCGUUGGUUCUAUCAUUGUGGGGAAUGCGACCAAUAUCUUCACACGGAUUGUAUACUCCCCGUUGAUCAAGUUUCAAAUAUGGUAUAUAAUGAUUGGAAACCCAUUAACAGUCGGAAGCAUCCGCACCGGCUCAUUUUCGUCGCAGCCAACCCAGACACGUCGUGCAGCCUGUGCCAGAGGAGUAAUGCUGAUUCUGAUUAUUACUGGUGUCCACCAUGUGGAUUUCGCCUGUGCAAUUCCUGUGAAGAAAAGGAAAUUGAGGGGGAAAUUUGCUGAAGAUUGCUUGUGUGUGUUUGUUCCAUCAAUAUAUGGCUCCUUAUUUAAUUAGGUGGUGUUGUUCAUCUCUGUUUCGGGUUUUGUUUAGUACUGGGUUAGCGGUAUACAUGCUUGUACACCGAUCUUAUAUUCAUUCAUCUCAGUUUGAAGGAUUGGUGAUUAUCUUUUCAGCAGUGCAACAAGAUAAUUUAUAUAUUGAAUCUUUGCAUCA